Molecule: messenger RNA, 9909 nt
Organism: Perca flavescens (yellow perch)
Lineage: Eukaryota; Metazoa; Chordata; Actinopteri; Perciformes; Percidae
Exons: 34
Coding region: 3-8900 (2965 amino acids)
Cellular component (GO): nucleus
Molecular function (GO): nucleic acid binding; zinc ion binding
Source: RefSeq, a predicted model, not a curated record
CGAUGCAGAAGCAGCCAGUACAGCAGAUGCAGAAGCAGACGAUGCAGAAGCAGCCAGUAUUGCAGACAGGGCAAGCGAUGUGGCCUCCAGUGUUUUCUGCAGCAACAUCAGUUCCCCCUGCUUCUCAAAUCCCCAGCAUCACCAAUGCCAUGCAACGUCCGCUGUUUAUCCCUGGUGGUCCUCACCCCAAUGCUAUUCCUCCAGCGCUGCCUCAGCCAAUCCCGGGCCUGAUGAACCUUAGUCAUCUGACGCCGCCACCUUCCAACAGUCAGCCUCCGGCAAAGAGGGCAGUCUCCAAGGGUCUGCCAACGUCAGCCAUGAUGCAUGACUAUGCGGCUGCCACGCCGAGAAUCUUUCCACAUACCUGUACUCUGUGUAACAAAGAAUGUACUCGUAUGAAGGAUUGGAUCUCUCAUCAGAAUACCAGCCUUCACCUUGAGAGCUGCAAACUCCUCCGAAAACAAUACCCAGAGUGGGAUGGUGAGAUAGCACUAAGGCCCAGUGCUGUAGGUAAAGAUGCCAAGCCCUCGUCCUCAAGUUCUUUACAGACUUCCCAGCAUCGUCAACAGAAAGUCAGGCAUGGAAGCCGCUCUCGUUCUCACUCGUCCAGCCCCCGUCGCCGCCAUGGCUCGGAGGGUAGAAGGGAGAAACGCAGUAGCCGAUCACGUUCGCCGCAUAAAUCCAGAUACACUCGCAGGUCCCGGUCUCGUUCUCGUUCCCCAUGGUACGAACGCCCUACCUCCUCCCGCUAUCGGUCACGCUCAAGGAGCCCCGAGAGACGAUCGUCGCCGAGGAGGAGAGACGACAAACGGUCCUCACCACGGAGGAGAGACGAUAGACGAUUAUCUCCGAGGAGGAGCCGUGAGAGACCGUCCUCUCCAAGGAGGAGUGACGAGAAGCGAACGGGAUCAAGGAGGAGUGAUCAGAGUCGAUCCCCUCAACGAAAGAACUCUAGCAGUGCAGAGAUCCUGACUAGGAAACUACUGAAAUCAUCAGCUGUCCAAUCUCUGUCAAAACAUUCUGAUCUGGAGGCCGUGGUUAAAACUCUGGCUCCUGCCUUACUGGCCGAGCUAGCCAAGAUGAAACCUUCCUCGUCUCCUACUGCCUCUUCCUCAUCUUCGUCUUCUACAGCAAAGAAGGAGUUGCCUAAAAAGCCAUUUAAAGCAAAGCUUAGCCUGCAGAAGAACAAGGCAAGUUCCUUCACCAUGACUAAGUCUGGUAAAUCUUCCCCUCCAACCAUGGUGAAACUACAAGGGAUUCGUAGUUCUAUCUCUCACAAUGAUGUGUUGGCUGCAGUGGAGCACUUUGGAAAAACCAAGUCAGUUGUACUGUUUCGCUCCAAACUGGAGGCAAUCGUGUGUUUCGAGAAAGCGGAAGACGCAAAGAAAUUGAAGAGCGUGGAGAGCCUCGAUGUUAAAGGAAUGCUAAUCACUGUUGUCAGAGAACAGGAGACUGUUUCUAUUGAGCAAAAGAAGCCUCCUCAGAAAAAGCCUGCCUCGUCCAGUGUUUCCACAUCUCAAACCGCUACCAAAAAGGUUCUUCUCCCUACACCUAACAUGCCUCCGCUUAAAGGGCCCAAAAAGCCUUUAUCUUUACCUUCUGGAGCCAAAAAAGCUCCAACAGGCAAACUUAGCAAUCAGAAAAGUGCAGCUAAAGGCUCCGUUAAAGGCCCAACGACUGUUACUAAAGCAAAAGUCUUGGUUUCCAAGGCAAAAAACGUCUCAACCAGGCAGACAACAAAAAUGGCAACCAAAGCUGCGAAAAUGGUAAAAACAGGAAAUAGAGCUGAGAAGAGAGCUGUAAUAAAGGCCAAGGCGAUGCAAAAAAAGGCCAUGGUGAUGCAAAAAAAGGCCAUGACUCAAUCAGAAAAUCAGCUUGACGUAGAAAAUUCCAAGCCUAAAGAAUCAGAAACCAAGGUUCAAGGAGAUGUGCCGAAAGACACAGCUGAUGUUGAAAAAGCGAAUGUCCCAGUUUUUGAACCUAAGCAUCAGGCAGAACUUGGCAAAGCCAAUGACUCUGAAGAUGCUGAACCAAUGGAGAUUGGGGAAAUCGGAGUUGAAGUGGCAGAACCCAUGGAAGUAGCAAGUUGUGCUGAGGGCCAAGGAGAAAAUCCGGCAACUGCAGAGGCUGUACCGGCAACUGCAGAGGCUGUACCGGCAACUGCAGAGGCUGUACCGGCAACUGCAGAGGCUGUACCGGCAACUGCAACGGCUGUAUUGACGACUGCAGAGGCUGUACCGACAACUACAGAGGCACCGGGAAAUUUACCAGGCAAUUCCAGUGAGAAUCAACCACCAAACGGUACAGUUGAGAACCUGCCGACAGAAACUGUUUUACCACACGUCCAGCAAAGCACCUCGUCAGAACCAGAGUCCACUGUACAAGGACCGGAGACCAAGACGGAGGCUUCACACCUUCAACAGCAGGCUGCAGGAAGCCUGACUGAAGUCGCUGUGGAGGCAAAGCUGCCAGAUGAAAGGGUGGAGACAAAAACAAUGCAAAAAGAUCCUGUGACAGAAGUGAAGAGACAAAAGAAGACCCCUAUGACUCUUGAGGAGAUGGUUAAAUGGUACAUGCAUCCAUCCAGAAUAGCGUGCCUGAAGCUGGACUCAAGCUCGUACUCACCAAAGUUUAAGUCACUUAGGAAUAUGCAGUUGCUCAUAACCAACCUGCCGGAGUAUUACGACGGCUGCUACACAGAAAAGGAUCUUGCAGAUCUACUCGUGCCCUUUGGAUUUCAAUAUGCAGAUGACAACAUCAUUGUUGUUCCUCAGGCGUGCAUGGCCUUUGUCAUGAUGCCAAAUAUGAAUGAUUAUGGGAACAUAUUAAAAGCCUCCGUAAGGAAGGGCUUUUUCCUCAGAAGUUUUAAACUUGAUCUCCAUGCAGUAUCCAAUAGCAUCAGAAUGACACCGUUGGAGUUUUAUCGGUGGCUGAAUAAGCAUGUGCAUUAUAAUAAGGUUGAUGAUGGAUCGAAAACAAUCUUCAUCAAGAACAUUUCAUGGAGUGAGUCCAACCAGCUCAGAGAAGAUUUGGAAAAAAUAAAUUCUGUUAAGCACUUCCUGCCUCUCCUCAACAAGGUAUUUAUAGAAUUUGAGUCCACUCACGAUGCUGAUCGCCUCGGAGUUUGGUUGAGUCUCCUGAAACAACCCCCUGGCUACGAAGUCCACAGGCUGAAAAUGCCAUACGCCAGCUGUACAUCACUACCACCAAGACAUCCUGAGAAAGCUCUGCCAGACAGCAAAAACGCUCUUGACUCAAUGAUCCCACCAAUAAAAUAUAGUAUUCCAGAUGCCAGCAUAGGACCAUUUUGGGUCACCAUGAGAACUAGUCCCUUCCUGUUCCCCACCGUGUCUCCUUGGUUCAUCAUCCCAGAGUACCUGACAGUCAGAGGAGAGGAAGACCUUGAGAAGGCCAGUGGUCGUGAUUCCAUGAUUCCAGCAAUCAUGUUGACUGGUUUGCCAGAAGAAAACUACAAGCACGAGGACGUGGCUAAGCUGGUCUGGCAUUAUUUCCCGAAACAGAACCUUCACUCCCUGUAUUACAACGUGAUGGUCUUGAUGCUGCAGAGGAGGGCGUUUGUGUUUUUUCCUGAUUGGACAACAUGCUGCGAUUUUGUCCGAGAUCACAUCACAAAUCCAGUUUCUGUCGAAGGCUGCGCGCUUACAGUUCACAUUGUGUUGGAACACAUGAAACCCGAAUCCAGUGAGGAGAUGAUGUACACAACUCUGAUGAAGUGGAGCAACGCUGGAGUUCCAGAGUCCACUUCUCUGGAGGAGCGGUUGCUGUGUGUGGAGGUUUCUGAAGCGUCUGUGGACGUCGUCAGGGCGGUCGUGGAAAAGGUGGCGUCCAUUGCGACCUUUGUCGGCUUUCUGCCGCUCGCCAACAGGAUAUGCAUUGAGAUGGCCGACUCCAGCUGUGUAACCAAGGUGGUGGAGAAAUACAACACUUGGAGCAAAGUUCAACAUGUUGAGUGUUUAAAGAGCCUAAAACAGCGUCUACAAGACUCCAGUGACAUCACACUAAACUUUGAACCGGACACCAUCAACAUCAAAGCCGAGCCCGCAGCUGUGAAAUGUCAAACCCAGCCUCCUCCUUCUGAACUAUUGGAUAAUGGCUCACAACCCGCUCUGCAAACUAGUGACCCUGCUGGAUCCACCAUUUCUGAGCCCACCACAACAGGACCAAGUGAUACGGCCACAAGUGAUGUAGCAAUGAAAGAGGACUGUGAGAAACCAGGAACUGAGAUCGCCAUGGACUCCACUGUUGAUCCUGAGGCAAAUGAAGAUGUAGAAAAAGCAGAAGUAAAGGGGGAAGAGGGUUCACUAACACCCUUGAUCUCUACUGCUGAUGUGACCUCUGCCGUUAGCAGUGUAGACACGGUCCCAGCUGUUUCCAGUCCUGAUCCUUCUAGUCCUGCCACCACAGUGCUCAUGCCUGAAGAAAACUUUGCAAAACUUCCUCAGAUUAGUACGGACAUUUUCCAGGCCGUCGUGGCAGCAGUUCGCAACCACAGGCUUACCCGGGACAGCAAGUCCCAGAGGGAGGAGAAGAAGAGCUCCAGCAAAGGCAACACAAGCUCAUUAACUGCAAAGGCUGAAGACACACCAAAAAGAAAGUGUGAGGAUGUUUUUAUAAAUGACAACCCUCCUUCAGACGCCGGUCUUUUCGAAGAGCAAGAUUUCAACAUUGAUGACUUUGUUACCAUUGACGAAGUUGGUGAUGAUGAAGUGGGAGGCACAAGCCCCGAGCCUCAGAGGUCCUCCUCAUCUAGGCACUCCCCCAGAGCGAAAAGAGAGCGGCAAAGCUCAGGUGUGUCUUCUGUUGGCAGACGGACAUCAACGAGGUAUUCGAAAGACUCCAAGAGCUCAGCCUCUCCUUCACUCUCCUCACCCAAGUCAACUAAAGGCUCAAGCUCUUCUAGCUACGUGUCACCAAAAAAAUCCAAGGACUCAUCUGAGCCCACCAAGUCCCCUACCAAACCAUCGGCUGCCUCCCCUUCUUCCCCUGGUCAGAAAACACAACAUAGCAAGACAAAAUCUCCAGCCAAAGCAUCAAAUACUGCAUCCUCUGGGUGUAGAACCCGCUCAUCCUCCGCUGCACAAGAAAUGGAAAAGAUGACAUCAGUGGCUACAGUCAAGGCUUCAGUGGAGACUCAUUCUGAGCCUCUGAUAGAAGAAGCAAAAGACACAGAAAGCACAGUGGCAAUGUCUGACCACACAGUGUCAGCAGAGAGCUUUGCUGAAAAAACUGUUGAGUCAGAGACAAAAAUAGAAACCUCAUCAGAGAUACAUCCACCUCUACAGGGACAUGGAUUAGAGUUGAGCCAAUCCCAGAGUCUGGAGGUUGAUGUUCAUGUCAACACAUGCAAAGGCCGCAAGAAAACCAAAGAGGAUGGGAAAGAAGACAAUGUUGAGAAACAUACAGAGGUGGAGGUGGACGACAGGGAAAAAUAUCAAAUCCUUGGUUCACUUGAUGAACAGAUGAAUGAUGCGGACCAAGGCGGCAGGUCUGAAGUCCAGCCAACUGUACCCGAGGGAGGCCAGACUUUGCACGAGGAAAGCUUUCAGGUCUUGGACAGUGUCGACGAUAAAGGCAAAGCCCUCCCACGGGAGUACAGUGAAAUGGAAAUAGACAGUUCUUUCCAAAUGGUGGACAGUGCUACCCAAGACCAAGCAGAUACAGGUCAAGAGGAGAGUCACCAGGUCCAAGAGGAUGGUUCCACAGUUAAGCAAGAGUCUGAGGAAGCAGCAAUUCCUGCCGGCGACAAAUCUGAUGAAGAUUCAGUACAUAAAGAUCAGGAGACAAAUAGUGUAGAUCAGUUGUUAGUUACAGGUAGUAAACAAGCUCCAAGGGACAACAGAGAUGGGAAGACGGGAGAAGAGGACAACGAAGUCAAAGGCAAAAUGCACUCAGCAGAGUCCUGCAAAGCCUUCAAAGAUGUGGAAAAUCCUGAUGGCCGAAUCCCAAAUGAAGACCAGCUUCUUCAGGACACCGACAACAAAGAUACUUUGGAAACCUUUGAGAUACUGGAUUCAAUUGAUGAUCAGAGCGCAACAGAAGAUGACAGCCAAACCCUUGGAAUUCCCAGUGACCAGAUAUCUAAGGAAGACAGUCGGCCCAUGGAGGUAGAGGAAGACGCGUAUCAGGUAAUUGAUUCGGUGGAAGAUCAGCCAACAACUACAGAGUCAGAGACCGACAACACAGGAAAAAGGAAGCGAGGGGAGGCGACUGCUAGAAAAGAUGAUAGACCAUCAAGGAGGAGUGGCCACACAACCACAGCAUCCAAAAGUGAAGAGAAGCAGAAAUCACCGAAAAAACAGGACGGGACAGUUAAAAGAUAUGAGACACGGACGAGGAUGGACACCUCUUCUAAAAAAGACAAAGAGGUCAACGAGGAGAUGGUGUAUGAGAUAGUAGAUUCUUUUGAAGACAAACCGGUUCAAGAUGUCGCCGCCACCGAAAUUUCUGGUAGACGAAGGAGUGCAAGAGGUAAGAAAGAGGAUAAAAUUACAUUAAAUCUCACAGAAGCAACUGAAAAACCAGAGGAGGCGACGUACAAGAUUUUAGACUCCGUGGAGGAUGAAACGGCCAAUGAUGAACCACCCAUCCUGACCAGAUCUACCAGAGGAAAAAGGGAAAGAGCCACUAGGAAAACUACUUUGGAUGAGAAAACGAUAAAAGAGGACACGCCAACAAGAAUGAGGCCCACUCCUGCCAGAGAAUCACAGGAACAAAACCAGGAAAGAACACCAAAGAAAGAGGAGAAAGCCCCUCUAAAAGAGAGCACACCAUCAAAGAAGAGUGACAAUGAUGUAAAAGAGGAAAUUGACUGGGAUGCUACCUUUGAAGUAUUCGACUCCGUGGAGGACGAGGUUGGUAAGGCUGAUUGGCCCGCUACAAGAAGAAAAGGAAAAAGGGGAAGACAGAAGAAAGACGUUAAAACAACUAUAAAAGACACGGACGCGUCAAAGGAGGGUGAAAAAGUGGCCCAUGAAGAAGAAGCGACCUAUCAGAUUCUCGAUUCUGUGGAGGACGAGAUGGUUAACGAUCAGCGCCCCACAGGACAGCCGGACGAGAAAAAUUCUACCAACAAUGACGAGCAAACGAGGAAAAGUGAAGCUCUCGCUGGAGCACCCAAAAACGAUGAGGAGGAAGAGCCUAUGUAUCAGAUCAUAGAUUCCCUGGAAGACGAUCAAGGUCAAGAAGAGCUGACAGCCACAGAGAACAAGACCAAAGACAAAACUCCUACAAAAGAGGAGGCAUCAGCUGAAAAAGAAGACGCCCCGACAUAUGGCGCCGCAGUCGUGGAAGCGUCCGAAAAAGUCGUCGUCAUGGAGGAGACUCGGUAUCAGAUAGUCGAUGAUUCAGAGGAGACAAGUGACCAUCCGUCUUCUGCAGAAGGCUCUGUUAUGGGAAAUAAGAAAGUGGACAAAUCAACAGCCAAAACCCAGAGUGACACUGCCGUACUCGAAAGCGGGAACAAAUCGCCGGAGAAAGACGACCCAACGGGCACUCUGGUGAACCUGGACCAAGUGAGUGAGGAGGAAGACGAUUACCCCGACGACACGGCCGAGGAGGAAGAGCUGCGAAAGCGACAAGCCGCCGCAAAAGAGAAGCUGUUCGCCAAGGAGCGGGAAGCUAGGAGGACCAGGGACAGGGAGGAGAGGAGGACCAGGGAGAGGGAGGAGAGGAGGACCAGGGAGAGGGAGGAGAGGGAGCGAAAGAGCCGGAGCAACAGCAGAGCAGGUGGGGGAGAGACAAGGAGGGCGAAGGAGAGGGGGAGGGAAAAGGAUGAGUCGGUGGAGGUGGAUGCCAAGGAGCUGGUGACUCUGGAUGAGGUGGGAGCAGAUGAGGCCGGAGAGGAAAGAGUGCCAGAGAGCCGGGAGUUGGAUGGGGAGAUGACGGAGGGGGAGCUGCAAGCACUUGUUACUCUGGAUGAGUUCGUAGAAGAAGAAGAGGAGGAGGACGACGAAGAGGCCAAGCAAAUCACACUGGAGACCCGCCCACCCAGCCAGGAGGACGAAUCAGAGGACUUCUCAAACUCAGAGACUUUGGUGACUUUAGAUGAAGCUGGCGACGAUGAGGAAGAGAAACCUGACAAAGAGCAUACUGAGAAAACCUCAUGUACCGUCACACACAAUGAUGAUACAGUUUUAGAGGAAAGUCUGAACUUUGUGACGCUAGACGAGGUGGGAGCGGUGGAGGAGGAGGAGGAAAAAGAAGCUGUAAAAACCAGGACAAGAGGACGUGGCAAGAAGAGAGCCAGACAGACCCCUGUGAGAAAAUCUACCAGAGGGAAAACUGUGACUGCAACAGAGGAGAGAGAAGAAGAGUUGGAACCAGCUAGCACCGAGGUUCUGCCUCCAACUCCACUCGAUGCCUCCUCUUCACUGGACACAGAUCCGUCUACGUUGUCAAGUGACGGCCAGCCGGAGAUCCAGAGGGCCGAGGUGGAAGCAGCGAGCCCAGCUGACAUCGAGGCGGCCUCUGCUGGGCAGGAGCUGCAGCCGGAGCACCCUGGGGACCAGACGCUGGAGGGAUGUGUGGAGGAAGGAGAGCAGGAAAAGAAGGCAGGACGGAGCAGGGCAGACAUCAAAGUUGUGAGUAAACUGAGGAGGGAGCCUGUUGGACCUGAAUCAAAGCGAUCUCGUUCUCAGUCUCCUUGUGUUGCUAUCGACGUCAAACUGCCGCCAUUCAAACCCAACAACCCCCUCGGUCAGGAGUUUGUGGUCCCCAAAUCAGGCUAUUUCUGUAAUCUUUGCUCAGUUUUCUACCUGAACGAGAGCACCGCCAAGGACCUCCACUGCAGCAGCCAGAGACACUACGACAACCUGCAGAAACAUUACCAGAAACUAUCAAGAAGUUCCAAACAAAGUUCUCAAGGCUCCGUUUCUGAUUGAUCCCGAUUUGUCACAAAUGUGAAAAAGAGUAAAGCUGGACCAGUGAAACGCCAGCAGCUUUACACAUCAAUGUGUAUAAUAAGCCAUGUUGGUCAUAACUAAUUGCUGUCUGCCAUCUUUAUUCAUAUAAAUGACUAAAGUAUACAUCUACCAUAAUACGUAUUAAACAUUUUAGCAUACAUUGCCCCCAAUUGGGUUUCAAACUCCCUCCAACUCUACAGUUUUGGUGCCUUGCUCAGCCUACAGUCACACGGACAUUUGUGUUGUGGAAAAACCGGAAACAUGAGCAGAGUUUCAUCAUAAAGUUUGUAAUGGUUACAUAUUUGGAUGUUAGGAGCUUCAAAAGGUGCUACAUGACCUCUUUUACCCACCAAAUUUAGAUGGAAACUUUACUGCAGGAAGCAAUGGGUCUGAGGAAGAAUGUGGUUUUAAUAACAGUACUUAGUUUCUUUUGCGCACUGUAGUAAAAUUAAUCGGUUAAUGAGAAACAAAAUCCAAAUAAAUUAGCAUGUAGCACCUUUUAGAAGAACAAACUGUUUCUCUUGCAGCCUAUUAACUUGUUUUUAUUAUUGUAUAAAUGAAGCCUAGAAUUUAAUUCAGCAAAUGAUGUAUAAAGGUCAUAUAAGUGUUAAUUUUAGCUUUAUUAACCAUGCAAGUGCAAAUUCCCGUCACUGUUGGAGCAGAUGUCUCAGCUUGAAUUCGUGAAGAACUAACCACAGUUUCUUAACUGUUAAACAAACAUUAGCAAGUUUAAACGUAAUGAGAAGUAUUUCUUUUGUUUUUGUAUGAAAACAGUUUCCUAUUGUUUUUCCUUUGGAGAGAUUUUUUUUUUUUUCUUGUGAAUUUAUUUAACUAUCAAAGUAACAAAAAGCAUAGGGUAUUUUCUGGGAUGUUUGUUUUUCUCUCAUUUUGAAACCAUAUCUGAAAUGGCACAGCAUGGUUUCUGCACAUGCAGGUGUAACAUGCCAUUUUUAUUCUGUGAUUAAAAUUAUCUCUGGUAAAUCCUAAA